Molecule: messenger RNA, 919 nt
Organism: Pelecanus crispus (Dalmatian pelican)
Lineage: Eukaryota; Metazoa; Chordata; Aves; Pelecaniformes; Pelecanidae
Source: RefSeq, a predicted model, not a curated record
AUGAAACAUAAUGUAACCAUUCUGCCUUUCACUUUAAACAGAGAUAAACAAAAUCCAGACGUGAAAAAGGCAAGUUCCUCCACCACAAUGAGCUCUGAACAUGAAGAAAUUGAUGUUGCAAAAACUGUUGUCAAUGGGCUGAGCAGCAAUGGACAAGAAAAAGAAACGGAUCCCACUAAAGUCUGCAGCGGAAAAGGAGCUGUGACCCUCCGGGCAUCUCCAGCCUAUGAAGAGAAACAGAAUAUCACUUCGCCAUGUCCUCAGGUUGUUGAGCAACCUGAAAAUGAUUGGAGGUCGUCAUCUAACACUGAUGCCAAUGGGGAUGCCCAACCAUCUUCUCUGGCUGCCAAGGGUUAUAGGAGUGUGCGUCCGAACCUUUCCUCAGACAGCAAGCCACAGGAUGCCACUGCCACCACCACAGCUCAGCCUGGAGUUAUAGUAGUCCCCCUCCUCCAGGUUAAUCCAGACAGACAGCAAGAAGGCAGCUCCAGCACUCCACCACCGCCUCUGGUUCCUUUUGGGCAAGGCUCCAUAUUCCCCGAGACUGUUUCUCCUGGCUCACCCUUGACUUUUCCGACUCUAGAUGAUUUCAUUCCCCCACAUCUCCAGAGGGGUUCCCACCAUAACCAAGCACCCUCCGCAUCUGGCACGUUACCCUCUGUUUACCCGAAACUGCCAUUCUUCUCAUCACCACCUUCACUUGUCCCUCCAGUCACGGGGGCUUUGCACAGGGGCUUGAAGCCUGAAAUCACUGGAGUCAUCUCACAUACAGACCCAGGUCCUGUGCUAAAUGAAGUGCCCCAGCCUGGCACUGGCACUGACUAUCCAACCUCCUUCACUUCAAUCAACAAGUCUUCUUCUGCCUAUCCCUCUACCACAAUCGUCAAUCCCACUAUUGUCCUCUUGCAGCACAAUCGAG